AUGCAGUCAUCAACCGUAGGUUUUUUCGAGAGUGCACGAAAUUGUCGUUCUGCACCUGGGCUUUUACGACGUCAAAGCCUUACUCAUGCAUCAUCUACCUAUAUAAAAACCAUUUCAUCAGAACAAAAGCAUACUUCAUUCUUACCCGUCCUAUCAAAUACAGUAACAACAAUAGAGAAAAACAUGCUUGUUUGUCAACAAACACCUGUAGUUAAUAACGUAGUGAAAUUCGAUCAAAAUUCUGAUUCGAACUUUGUAACAAAUGCCCAAGUAGCUGUUUAUAUAACAAAACAAUCGGCUUUGAUCAUCGAUUGUGGAUCACCGCUUCGACACACCGAACGACGAAUUACAAAUUCAUUGUUAUUGAAUGUGAAUGAUAAAAUUUCGCGAAAACGUCUAUCAACCCGUGGUUUGAAAAAUUUCUUAGAUGCAACGCAAUUGAAUCGUUUGGAUACUCAUGAAAUCGUUGUUUUAUAUGACGAUUUUCUCCGUUCAUCGGCUGGCUGUGUCAAUUUAUCCACUCCCAUGCAACUUUCGCCAUCAAUGAAAUGUGUUUAUGACGAAAUCAAACGAUAUGACAAUACUAAACAAAUAUUUAUUCUUCAAUCCACUUUCGAUGAUUUUUAUCAGCACUAUUCGUCAUUAUGUUAUGUGAGCACAUCGACCGACGAAGAUCUUUCAUCAUCAUUAUCGUCGUCUUCGUUAUUGACAGUUAAACCCUUAGAUAUUGAAACCUUUCCAAUAUCUGAAGUGUUACCUGGUCUGUUUUUGGGAAGUUCGCGUGAUGCUGAAGAUCUGAUUUGUCUACAAAAACAUAAAAUCCAUACGAUAAUCAACAUUUCCACAUCAAUUCCAUGUUAUUUCGAACAUGAAAACUAUUUCGAUUAUCUUCGAUUACCUUGUCACGAUUCUCCCAAUCAAAACAUACUUCAAUAUUUCGAAUCAACAUUCGAAUACAUCCACAAGAAACUCUUAGCAAAGAAAAAUGUUCUUGUUCAUUGCCAGGGAGGUGUUAGUCGUAGUCCAUCGUUUAUUAUCGGUUACUUAAUGAAAUACCACUCGAAAACUUUCGACGAUGCAUAUCAAGUUGUCAAACAACAACGAAGUAUCAUCAAUCCUAAUUUCAAUUUCUUAGGUCAAUUGACUCAAUAUCAGCAAAUGUCAAUCAAUGCCUAG
Adineta ricciae is the source of this 1176-nucleotide messenger RNA. The record is from the annotation of a GenBank genome assembly. NCBI's taxonomy places the organism in Eukaryota, Metazoa, Rotifera, Eurotatoria, Adinetida, Adinetidae.